GAAGGGCCCCGCGCUUUAUGUCCGCUGCUUCUUUCCGUCGUGUGCUCUCGGCUAAGCUUGGCAGAGCCCUCGGCUCGCCCCUGCUUGGAUCUGAUUGGUCCGCCGUCCCCGAGGCUGGCCUUUCAUUGGCCACGGGGCCUGUCACAGGGGAACGGCCGCCGUGGAGUUUGUUCGAGCGCUUGGGGCAGUAGAGGAGCCCACGGGCGGGGGGGAGGAUGCGACGGGCGUUGCCAUAGCAGCGGCGACGACGGCGGCAGCGGUGGGGAAUGGAAAGCAGCUCCGGCCCGGGCAGGGUCGCAGCGGACCGUGGCGGCUGCCGGGGGAGACGGGCGACCCUCGAGCGCAGGGGACUCUGGGGAGACACCCGCGUUCACCAUGAACUUUGAAGGCCUGGACCCAUCAUCACUGGCGGAGUACGCCUCCCCCCUGCACCCCGCCCUGGAGCCUGUGCUGGACCCCCACCUGCCCGCCACCCUGCUGCAGAAUGUGGAGCUGGACCCCGAUGGUGUGGCCCUAGACGGCAUGGCCGUGCCUGAGUCAGUGCACAUCAUGGAGGGUGUCUACUCGGAGCUGCACACGGCCAUGUCCGAAGUGGGCGUCCCUGUCUCAGUUGCCCACUUUGACCUGCAUGAGGAAAUGCUCUGGGUCGGGAACCACGGGGGCCAUGCCACCUCAUUCUUCGGGCCCACGUUGGAGCGAUACUCCUCCUUCCAAGUGCACGGCAGCGACGACGUUCGCCACAUCCAGAGCCUGGAGAAUGGCGUCCUCUUCCUCACCAAGACCAACCUUAAGUACAUGUCCCGAGGUGGCCUCAUCAUUUUCGACUACCUCAUGGAUGAGAGUGAGGACAUGCACAGCCUCCUGCUGACAGACCCCAGCACGCUGUUGGUCGGCGGCCUGCAAAACCAUGUCAUUGAGAUCGAUCUCAACACGGUCCAGGAGACUCAGAAGUACACGGUGGAGGUGCCCGGCAUCACCAUCAUGCGCCAGUCCAAUCGCUUCUUCUUUUGCGGACACACAUCAGGAAAGGUGUCACACGUGGACCCCGCCUUCCUGCGCUUCGUCCCCACUUACACCUCCCGCCUCGCCAUCGUCUCCCAGACUGGCCAGGGCCAGUUCUGUGAACCCACGGGCCUGGCCAACCCAGCCGAUAUCUUCCAUGUCACCACGGUGGGGCAGCUGCUGAUGACAUUUGAUGUGUCGGGCACCAAGCAGGCACUGGCCUUUGGUGACUCAGAGGGCUGUGUUCACCUCUGGGCUGACUCGCCCGAGGCCACAUUCAAUGCUUUCUCCCGGGAGACCGACUUCGCCCUGCCCUGCAUCGUGGACUCCCUGCCCCACCUGGACUGGGGCCAGGACCUCGUACCCCUCUCGCUCAUCCCAGUGCCCCUCACCAGCGAGACCCUGCUGUCCGACUGGCCCGCCGCCAACUCGGUGCCCGCCCCCCGGCGGGCGCCACCCGUGGACCCCGAGAUCCUGCGCACCAUGAAGAAGGUGGGCUUCAUUGGCUAUGCCCCAAACCCCCGCACCAAGCUUCGCAACCAGAUCCCAUACCGGCUCAAGGAGAUGGACAACGAGUUUGACAGCUUCAGCCAAGUGCCUGAGUCUCCCAUUGGCCGUGAGGAGGAGCCACAUCUCUACAUGGUGGCCAAGAAGUACAGGAAGGUCACCAUCAAGUACUCAAAGCUGGGGCUGGAGGACUUCGACUUCAAGCACUACAACAAGACGCUGUUCGCGGGGCUGGAACCCCAUAUCCCCAAUGCCUACUGCAACUGCAUGAUCCAGGUGCUUUACUUCCUGGAGCCUGUGCGCUGUCUGGUGCAGAACCACCUGUGCCAGAAGGAGUUCUGCCUGGGCUGUGAGCUCGGCUUCCUCUUCCACAUGCUGGACCUGUCCCGUGGGGACCCCUGCCAGGGCAGCAACUUCUUGCGCGCCUUCCGCACCAUCCCGGAAGCCUCAGCACUGGGUCUGAUCCUGGCUGACUCAGAUGAAGCCACAGGGAAGGUGAACCUGGGCCGCCUAAUCCAAAGCUGGAACCGCUUCAUCCUCACGCAGCUGCACCAAGAGACCCAGGAGCAGGAGGGGCCACAGGCCUAUCGGGGCGCUGGUGGCAGCAGCUUCGCCUCAGCUGGGGAGUCAGUCAUCGGGCAGCUCUUCAGCUGUGAGAUGGAGAAUUGCAGCAUGUGCCGCUGUGGCAAGGAGACGGUGCGCGUGUCCUCCACCCUGCUCUUCACCCUCUCCUACCCUGACAGUACUGAGAAGUCCAUCAAGGACUACGAGUUUGUCCAGAUCUUGAAGAGGAGCAUCUGCCUGGAGCAGAGCACGCAGGCCUGGUGCGAGAACUGCGAGAAGUACCAGCCCACUGUCCAGACCCGGAACAUCCGGUGCCUGCCUGACGUCCUGGUCAUCAACUGUGAGGUGAACAGCUCCAAGGAGGCUGACUUCUGGAAGGUGCAGGCCGAGUUUGCCUUCCAGAAGGCGCUGAUGAAGCGAGGAGGCCUGGAUGUGCCCAAGGGCAAGGACCUGGUGCUCAGUGACUGGAAGGAGCUAGGCAGUGCCGAGCCCGGGCAGCCCUACCCCUCCAUGGAGGAGCUGAAGAACGUGUGGAUCCCCCACGCCAUCCGCAUGCGGCUGACCAAGAACAAGGAGCUGGAUGUCUGCAACUGGAGUGAGAGUGAUGAGCCAAGUGUGUCGGAUGACCCUGACUCGGUGCAUGUAUACGACCUGAUGGCCACGGUGGUGCACAUCCUGGACUCCCGCACUGGCGGCAGCCUCGUGGGGCACAUCAAGGUUGGGGAGACCUACCACCAGAGGAAGGAGGGCGUCACACAUCAGCAGUGGUACCUCUUCAAUGACUUCCUCAUCGAGCCUGUGGACAAGUGGGAGGCUGUGCAGUUCGACAUGAGCUGGAAAGUGCCAGCUGUGCUAUACUAUGCCCGGCGCAACCUCAACGCCAAGUACAACCUCGCCAUCAAAAACCCGAUCGAGGCCAGUGUACUCCUGGCGGAGGCAUCGCUGGCCCGCAAGCAGCGCAAGUGCCACGCCACCUUUAUCCCGCUCAUGCUCAGUGAGAUGCCCCAGGCUGGCGACCUGGUGGGGCUGGAUGCUGAGUUCGUCACCCUCAACGAGGAGGAGGCUGAGCUGCGCAGUGACGGGACCAAGUCCACCAUUAAGCCCAGCCAGAUGUCAGUGGCACGGAUCACGUGUGUGCGUGGCCAGGGCCCCAACGAGGGUGUCCCCUUCAUCGAUGACUAUAUCUCCACCCAGGAGCAGGUGGUGGAUUACCUGACCCAGUACUCAGGGAUCAAGCCAGGGGACCUGGACGCCAAGAUUUCCUCCAAGCACCUCACCACACUCAAGUCCACCUACCUGAAGCUGCGCUUCCUCAUCGACGUGGGGGUCAAGUUCGUAGGCCACGGGCUGCAGAAGGACUUCCGGGUCAUCAACCUCAUGGUGCCCAAGGACCAGGUGAUUGACACAGUCUACCUGUUCCACAUCCCCAGGAAGAGGAUGAUCUCGCUGCGCUUCCUUGCCUGGUACUUCCUGGACCUGAAGAUCCAGGCGGAGACGCAUGACAGCAUUGAGGACGCGCGCACGGCGCUGCAGCUGUACUGCAAGUACCUAGCACUGAGCCAGGGUGGUGCUGAGCCCGACGAGGUGCGCAAAGUGCUCAAGGGGCUGUAUGAGAAAGGUCGCAAGAUGGACUGGAAGGUGCCCGAGCCUGAUGGCCCGGGCAGCCCCAAACAUGCUGCUGUGUACCCGCCUGUGCUGGCGCUUUGACCUCAGUUGCUAACUGCGCUCUGGCCUCAAGGGCCCAUCCUGCUCCGUGCCCGUGUCUGGACAGGCCGCUGUGGCUGAAGCUUCCUGGGAAUAUCUGACCUUAGCUGCCACCUCCUGCCUGUGGGACCCUCCUGCCCCAUGGGGUACCUGGGGCCGUACACCACCCCUGGUCCUCUGUGCAGCUGCAGGAGCUCGUGGCUGCCUGGGGUUUUUAAUACAUUUGUAUAAAAGGUGGGUCCAGUGGGGGCAGGUACUCGGGACCCACCUUGGCGCAUUGUGUCACGGGCUUGCCCCACAUGUCACCAGCACCCGGUGCCACCAGCUCCAGGGCAACUCAUAAAGCUGCAUUGGCACCAUCAGCA
Messenger RNA from Gavialis gangeticus (Gharial), 4142 nucleotides. It is a transcript of the gene PAN2, whose product is annotated as PAN2 poly(A) specific ribonuclease subunit. The transcript has 27 exons. The coding region runs from base 376 to 3780 and encodes 1134 amino acids. Gene Ontology annotation, biological process: nuclear-transcribed mRNA poly(A) tail shortening; mRNA processing. The record is from RefSeq and is a predicted model, not a curated record. Gene Ontology annotation, cellular component: P-body; PAN complex. Gene Ontology annotation, molecular function: poly(A)-specific ribonuclease activity; nucleic acid binding; protein binding. NCBI's taxonomy places the organism in Eukaryota, Metazoa, Chordata, Crocodylia, Gavialidae.